This is a messenger RNA of Aureobasidium uvarum, 2613 nucleotides long. Lineage: Eukaryota; Fungi; Ascomycota; Dothideomycetes; Dothideales; Saccotheciaceae. The record is from the annotation of a GenBank genome assembly.
AUGGCGACGGCGAUGCAGUCGGCAGUACGUCUGCCCUCACCCGACGCCGCCGACGGCCAGUCGCAUACUUCUGCUCGCAAACGCUCGCCUUCGUCGCGUUCGCCCUCACCUGAAAGACGCCCUCCAACUCUGCGCACACGCUCCGUCGACCCCGAUACGAAUAACGAUCCUUUGCCCCCACGCGACCGCUCGAGAUCGCGCUCGCCGCUUCCUCAUCGCAGCGGUCCUCUUCCCCGCGAUGUCGACCGUCAAAGAGCACUCGAACGCCAGAGACAGGCCGAAACCCGCCGUCGCGAAGAAGUUCAACAAGACAAGCCUCUGUCGGCCGCCGAGAAGCAGGCUGCCGCAAAAGCUGAAUACGAACGCCUGCUCACCAUGCGCUCAGGAGGAACCUAUGUCCCACCCGCCAGGUUGCGCGCUCUACAGGCUGAGAUCGGCAACGAUCCGUCCUCCAAGGAGUUCCAGCGCAUGGCCUGGGAGGCCCUCAAGAAGUCCAUCAACGGUCUGAUCAACAAGGUCAACGUCUCCAACAUCAAAUACAUCGUCCCCGAGUUGUUCAGCGAGAACCUCAUCCGUGGCCGUGGCCUCUUUUGCCGAAGCAUCAUGAAGGCCCAGGCUGCCAGUUUGCCUUUCACCCCCAUCUAUGCCGCCAUGGUCGCCAUUGUAAAUACGAAACUUCCCCAAGUUGGCGAGUUGCUGGUCAACCGUCUUAUCGUGCAGUUCCGCAAGGCCUUCAAGCGCAACGACAAGGCUGUUUGCCUGAGCAGCACAACCUUCCUGGCUCACUUGAUCAAUCAGCAGGUCGCCCACGAGAUGCUCGCCGCCCAGAUCUUGCUGCUCUUGCUCAACAAACCUACUGACGACAGCGUGGAGAUUGCAGUGGGUCUGAUGAGAGAGGUUGGUCAGCACGUCGAGGAGUUCAAUUCGCAGAUCGCCAUGGCCGUCUACGACCAAUUCCGCAGUAUUUUGCACGAGGCCGACAUCGACAAGAGAACUCAGUACAUGGUCGAAGUUUUGUUCCAGGUCAGGAAGGACCGCUACAAGGACAAUCUCUCGGUAAAAGAAGAGUUGGAUCUUGUGGAAGAGGAGGAUCAGAUUACCCACAAUACCGGCCUGGAUGACCAGAUUGAGGUUCAAGAUGGCCUCAACGUUUUCAAAUUCGACGCCGGCUGGGAAGCUAAUGAGGAGGCUUACAAGAAGCUCAAAGCUGAAAUCCUCGGUGAGGCCGAUGGAAGCGACGAAGAUGACGAGGACGAUUCAGAUGUCAGCAGUAGCGAGGACGAAGACGACGAAGCGGAUAAACAGGUCGAGAUCAAGGACCAGUCCAACACCGACCUGGUCAACUUGCGCCGAACCAUCUACCUCACCAUCAUGUCCUCUGGUGGCUUCGAGGAAUGUACUCACAAGUUGCUGCGCAUCAACUUGCCCCCUGGACUGGAGCAUGAGCUGCCCUCGAUGAUUGUCGAGUGUUGCUCCCAGGAACGCACAUACAACAAAUUCUUUGGCUUGAUCGGUGAGCGUCUUUGCAAGAUCAACCGCAUGUGGAAUGAACUCUUCGAAACCUCGUUUGUUAAGUACUACGAUACGAUUCACCGCUUGGAAACCAACCGUCUUCGCAUUGUCGCCCAGUUCUUCGGUCACCUUCUGUCUUCCGACGCCAUUGGCUGGCAUGUUAUUAGUGCCAUCCACCUGAACGAGGACGAGACAACUUCCUCCUCGCGUAUCUUCAUCAAGAUUCUGAUCGAGGAGCUGGCUCAAAACAUUGGAAUGAAGAAGCUAUCGGAGAGAAUGAAGGAUGAUGCCUUGCUGCCUGCACUGGCUGGAAUAUUCCCCGUCGACAACCCUCGCAACACUCGUUUCAGCAUCAACUUCUUCACUGCCAUUGGUAUGGCGCGUCAAGUUACUCUAGCUACUCAAGCUACUCAAGCCGUUCCCGCUCCCCGUCACGCACAAGAGGCCGAGCACGCAUCCGAGAGAGAUCUUACUCAUACUCGAGAUCGCCGUCUCGAUCGAGGUCUCCAGCUCCAAGACGUCGUUCUCCUUCUGCUUCUGUUUCCCGUUCAAGAACACCUGAGCGUAGGAGAAGAUACACAUCGUCUAUUUCUCGCUCUCGUUCUCCACCUCCAAAGCGCGGCAAGGCUCGUCAAGACUCUCGCUCGCCAUCGUAUUCGCGCUCUCGCUCGCCUCCUGCUCGUGGAGCUGCCAGAGCUCGAAGCCAUUCUCACUCCCGCUCACCCCCUAGCCGUAGGGCCCCUGCACGAGACAGAAGCUAUACCCGCUCACCAACACCGCCUCGUAGACGUCGGGAUAGCUAUUCCCGAUCACCGGCUCGCUCAAUCUCUCAUCCGUCUCUCGCUCUCCGUCUCCACCCCCAAGACGAACAAGGUCUCCAGUCAGGAGCCAACGUCGCGUACGUCGCAACACUUCCUCUCCAGAGGUAUCACGCUCCAGAUCACCCCUCGUCGCACACGCAGAGCCAGUAACACCUCUGCUCGUGGUCCUAAGCCUCCUGCUCCAAGCGCCGAGAUGGACCUUAGCGAUAUUCAUCCCAGCCGCAGGGGCCUGCUAGGCGCUGGCGGAAGGGCAAGGCCAACUGCAGGUGAUUUUAUCUAA